Hypomesus transpacificus is the source of this 3009-nucleotide messenger RNA. RefSeq names its product SH2 domain containing 4Ba (gene sh2d4ba). NCBI's taxonomy places the organism in Eukaryota, Metazoa, Chordata, Actinopteri, Osmeriformes, Osmeridae. The record is from RefSeq and is a predicted model, not a curated record. The transcript is spliced from 9 exons. Gene Ontology annotation, cellular component: cytoplasm. The coding region runs from base 459 to 1889 and encodes 476 amino acids.
CUAAGGACCAUUGUUUCCUCACUGUCUGCUCCCGUUGGAGACGUAUCACAUGACACAUUAGACUGAAAGGCCCAGAGAAGUAGCACAGGGCUGGAUUAAUCUACAGCAUCUCCAAUUCCAAAAGAACAUUUGAGAAAUAGAAUUAAAUCUUACUUACAGCGGAGCCUGGAAAUGGACUAGAGAAACAGUUAAAAGACACAGUUAAAAGAAAAGAGGUAGAAAGAUAGGAGGUGAUGGAUAAGGAGAAGGAAACAGACCAUCUCCACGGAAGAGACCGGAAACUAGACGCUUUCUAAAGGGAUGAAGAGCUGUCUACAGGAACUCUUUUAGAUCUUAGUCAACCAAUCAGACAUCUGAAAAUCCAGCUGAGAACGAAACCAUGAGAGACAUGGAUCAAUGGGGUAACUGACAUUUUCCCUAAGCUCUGACCAGACCAGACCCGAGCCAGUGUAGCCAAGAUGAUGCAGCAGAUUCUGAGGGACAUGUACAUUGACCCAGACCUAUUGGCUGAGUUGAACGAGGAGCAGAAACAGAUUCUGUUCUACAAGAUCCGCCAGGAACAGGUCCGACGCUGGAAUGAGAGGGAGAACCCAAAAAAGGACCAGGACCAGGAUCAGGAACCAGAUCAGAACCAGAAAUUGGAACAUCAGAUACAGGACAAAGAUAAGAAGGCAGGUGAGAGGAGCAUCCAGUGGCUGGUGGGCAGUGAUGGAGACGUGUGGGUGUGGGUGAUGGGCGAAGCCCCAGGGGAUAAGUCCUACAAUGACAUCAUCAGGGAGCUGAUGGAGGAGAGGGCCAGACGGCAGGCACAGCAGGAGGCCCAGGAGCACUGGCGUGCCAAGGAGGCAGAGAUUGAGAAGAAGUUUCGGGAUGCCAUGGCGAAGGAGAAGGCCAGGUUUGUGGCCGGGAAGUGGAAGGAGGAGACGGAGGAUCGCAGGGCUGCCAAGCAGGAGGAAGAACGCAUCCAGGAAGAACUUAAGAGGAGGGAGGAGGAGGAGAGGCAGCGAGGAGAAGAGGAGAUCAAGCGAGCAGAGGAGAAGAGAGCGAAGGAGUUGUAUCUCUCCCUGGAGCGGGAGCAGCGAAGAAGUGAAAAGGAGGACAAGGAAUGGGAGGAGCAGUUGCGUCGCUCCAAGAAGGCAGAUGAGGAGAGGCAGAGCAAGGCCCGCCGGGCUAGGGACGAGUCCCAGCGGCAGUCCGUCCGUGCCCUGGGGAAGGGCCGCGUGGCGGGGCUCAGCGGCCUGUUCCAGACGCCGCCCGCUCAAGGCCCCGGGCCCACCAUGAGCCGCAGACACAGCAGCGACCUGGAGUCCUCGUCUCCUGCCCGCCACGGCGUUGGAGCUCACGUCUCGGAGCACAGCCGGUCAGGUCCACAGACACCAGCCACUUUGUUUUACCGGCGCAGACACAGCCGUCGACACAGCCAGAUCAUCUCCCAGCCUCUGGACAGUCCUGCGUGGGUAAGGGGACCAAGGCCAAGCUCAAAGGAAUGUGUUCUUCUGUGGUUCAAAGAGGAGCAGGGGCCCAAACAGGCUGGCUACGAGCGCAACAGCACCACUAUCGCCCCCUGGUUUCAUGGCCUGAUCUCAAGACAGGACUCGGAAAUGCUGCUGAUGAAUGCCAGCGAGGGCUCCUUCCUGGUUCGCCUCAGUGACAUGAUUUGGGGCUACACCCUGUCCUGCCGCACGCCCCACGGCUUCAAGCACUUCCUCAUUGACGCCUCCGCCGACUAUUACAGCUUCCUGGGCGUGGACCAGAACCGCCACGCCACACUGGCCGACCUCGUCGACUUCCACAAGGAAGAGGUGAUCACAACAUCAGGAGGGGAGCUUCUACUGGAACCUUGCAGAAGAACAGCUUCUUCCACAGACUACGGGAAACUAUUUCAGUAACGGACGUCCUUCAUCUCCUUCUCAUGCUGUACAGAACCCGUGUUCAAAACCUCUCAGGGUUUAUUUGGAAGGAAAAAAAAACCCACUAACACAACAACUUAACUGAAACUCAGCUCUCUGGAAUCUGUUCAGCUCAUUUCUACAAGCCCUAAAUCAUACCACUGGACUGUCCUCUCAGAUGAACUCUCCAGUGUCCUGCAAGGCCUCCACACGCCAAUGGCGGGGUCGAAUCUCAAGUGAACAAAGUACUUGCUGCCAGUUAUUUGGGAGCUUAAACCAGCUCUGAGCUGAGACCAAAGAUACAUUACAAUGUUCAUCUCAUCCACCGAGUCUGCCAGGGGGGUUGCAUGGACGCAAGGCCAACGGUGAUGUGGAGACAUGAACAUGACAGAGGACGUAAGAACCUGAGGUGAACAUAGAUAGCGUUGAAGCAUUUUUAUGGAUUUCUUUGGGGGGAUGGGACGCUUGCAAAGUGGUUUUGGCUCAGUCAAACACCCACGCUGUCACUUUACAGCUAAGUUGAUAAUUCAGACAUGCCUACUCACUUUGUGCCUCAAGUAAACCUCCCCCUCGAACUGUGCAACUUCCAUAUCUGAGAUGCAGAACACAUUAGGAUGACACACACACACAGUUGCCUUAAGAUGUUUUGCUUCUGGGCCGUCUAUUAAAUCUUCAAAGUAGAGUCAGGGAGGUGACUUUGGGCUUGUUAUGGUGUCAUCAAAUCUGUUAGGAAGUCGCUCGUGUUGUUAUUCCGACACCACUUUGUUCUGAAAUUGAGAGUGUUGCGUCCCUGAUGUGCAAACUACGGUGUAGAAAACACACUUCCCUCAGGCGGGAGGAAGAGGGUUAUUUAUCGAGUAAAAAGUUGAAGUUAAACUAGGCCCUGGGUUCCACCUUCACUACACAUGGCUGGCCAGUGUAUUGGUUGUCCCACUGACAGAUUUUUCCAUGCAAGUGAUAGCCUCUCUGCUCCGGAGCAAGUAACCGGAGAUUCCCCUUUCCUACAGCGGGUAUCAUCCCUCAAACAGGGAGAACAACCAAUAGUAAACGACACUAUUUCUACUCCCUGAACCCUCUAGCAUCCUGUCAGAGACAUGCCAGUUCGUAGGCACUGACAGAC